This is a messenger RNA of Drechmeria coniospora, 2352 nucleotides long. RefSeq lists its product as uncharacterized. NCBI's taxonomy places the organism in Eukaryota, Fungi, Ascomycota, Sordariomycetes, Hypocreales, Ophiocordycipitaceae. The record is from RefSeq and is a predicted model, not a curated record. The coding region runs from base 1 to 2352 and encodes 783 amino acids. The transcript has 6 exons. Gene Ontology annotation, molecular function: ATP binding; ABC-type transporter activity; ATP hydrolysis activity. Gene Ontology annotation, cellular component: membrane. Gene Ontology annotation, biological process: transmembrane transport.
AUGUCAUCGACGCCGAGCUUAUGCCCCUUGUCGGGCGACAACUCGUUCGGCCCUGCUGUGACAGCAUGUGCACGCCCAUUCGACUUCACUCUUCUUUUCGAGGAGAGCAUUCUCUCGAUACUACCGUCAGCCAUACUCCUCGUCCUAACACCCAUCCGUCUGCUCUCUCCGAGCCAGAAGCCUUGCACUGUUCGUGGCAAUGCGUUGCGAACUGCCAAGCUGGUAUGCUCAACCGAAGUGGCAAUCGCCCGAGCAGUGUAUUCUAGGCGUCCGAUUGCCAUCUUUGAUGAUGUUUUUGGUGUGCUGGAUUCGGAGACCCAACGACACGUCUUUGACCACGUCUUUGGGCCCCGUGGCCUUCUCAAGUCGCAAAAUACUACAGUAAUCUUGGCUACCCAUGCUAUUCACCUCCUCCCUUUUGCGGAGGACAUCAUUGCCUUGGACGAUGGCAAGGUAGCUGCUCAAGGUACAUUUGCCAAUUUAAGCAAAGAGCACGGCUUUCUGCAGCAAGCUGGUCUUGAGAUACAUGCAGUUCAUGACGAAGAGAAAUCAGGAGCCGAAAAGGAGGCAACCCAGCCCAGACCCCUAACCGGUGCCGCUGAGUCGUCCUUGUUCCAGGCCGUGAAAGACUCCCCUCGGCGACUAGGAGAUCGACCGGUAUACAUCUAUUACUACAAAACCAUCGGCCCUCUAAACACUGCCAUAUUCGUCUCCCUUCUGCUACUUUGGGUUGUGAUGCUUAAAUUUCCUGAAAUCUGGCUCACAUGGUGGGGAAACUCCAAUGAACGGCGCUCCGGCCAAGAGAAUGGCAAAUACCUUGGUGCCUUUGCCGUCUUCCAAAUUGCUGCGUUGGCUGCACUGGGUCUUUGUUGCGGGUACGUACUGUCAUGCCUCCGAUGCCUGACAAGUGCUAACACGCGCUGUACUAUGUACCUCCUUCUGGUGAUUGUCGUUGCCUCUGGACAAACGCUUCACUCGACCCUCUUGCGCACAGUCAUCAACGCCCCUAUGUCGUUUUUGGCUUCCACCGAUGCUGGCACCAUUAUCAAUCGUUUCAGCCAAGACGUUCAGCUCAUCGAUGCCGAGCUGCCCUUGUCGUUUCUCAACGUGGCGUGUAAUGUGCUUGUCUGCUUGGCCCAAGCGGUCAUGAUAUUACCUGCCUCGUACUGGCUAGCGAUCACUUACCCUUUCCUCUUCGGGUUUCUAUACCUAGUCCAGAAGUACUAUCUGCGAACAUCCCGGCAGCUCCGAUUUCUCGACCUAGAAGCAAAGAGCCCCGUGUACUCUCAGUUCCUCGAAACAUUGAGUGGGCUAGCCACUAUACGUGCAUUUUCAUGGCAAGACAAUCUUAUCAAACAAAAUGAAGCAAGGCUGGACUACUCCCAGAAGCCCUUUUUCCUUCUCUACAGCGUCCAGCGCUGGCUUAGUUUGGCCUUGGACCUAGUUGCUGCGGCCCUUGCCGUCAUUGUUGCAGCAGUCGCCUUCACAACAAAGGGAACAGUCAGUACCGGAUUCGCUGGCGUCGCUCUUUUUAACAUCAUGACUCUGAGCAGUGUCAUGAAGACGGCAGUCAAUGUUUGGACUAUCCUUGAGACGUCCAUUGGGGCAGUAGCGAGAGUUAAAGUCUUUGAGGAGGGCAAACCACGGAGCACUAUGCUAAUGAGUCAUCAAUACCACCUGAUACUUGGCCUGAGAAUGGGGGCAUCGAAAUUCAAGGUGUCUCCGCAUCGUACACCCGCUCCACGAGUCCUAUCGAAAGUGUCAUUCGUCAUCAAACCCAGAAAUAAGAUUGCAAUAUGUGGACGGAGCGGAGGUGGCAAAAGCUCAUUGCUGCUGGCCCUCUUCCGCAUUCUGGACCUCGAUGAGGGCUGUAUCUUGAUCGACGGCGAGGAUGUAUCUACCCUUCCACGCGAAACUAUCCGAGAGCGCCUGAAUGCAAUCCCUCAGGAUCCCAUCUUCCUCCACGGUACCGUUCGGGUAAAUUGCGAUCCUCGAGGAGCAUCGUCGGAUGAACAGAUAGUCGAGACUCUACAAAAGGCUCAGCUUUGGAACACGGUUGAGUCCAAAGGCGGCCUCGAUGCCGAAAUGACUCAGGAUUUCUUAUCUCAUGGGCAAAAACAACUGUUUUGUCUUGCAAGAGCAAUACUGCACCCGAGCAAGAUUGUCGUCAUGGAUGAAGCUACGAGCAGUGUGGAUAUGGAUACAGAUAAGAUCAUGCAGCAACUUAUCAGGACUGAGUUCAAAGAUUCGACAAUUAUUGCCAUCGCUCAUCGGCUCGAUACGAUACUUGACUUUGAUAGCGUUGUCGUCGUUGACAGGGGUGUCGUUAUUGAGCGGGAUACCCCUCGAUGA